CUCCUAUGUGGCCUAAUCUUUUGCAAAGAAAUUCAACUUGUGUCUUCAACCUUUGCCCACAUUAUUGUGCAUGCCUUUCAGACAUUUGAACUAGUUUGGGAAGAGGUAUGUGCUGACAUACGGAGAAGGUGUCCUCUCAAGUCGAGUCACUGUCCCUUCAAUUCGAGCAGCAAUGUCCAAAAUACUGAAGCCAAAUCCCAAAUUGGCUGAUUUGAUUCAUAAAAGAUGCUCAAGAUUGAGUAAUUGGUAUGGAUUAAUACCAACACUUUUUCCUAAUGCGAAGUAUGUCUAUGGGAUAUUAACUGGGUCAAUGGAGCCGUAUCUGAAAAAGUUGAGGCAUUAAGCAGGGGAGCUGCAUGGUGCUGAUUAUGGUUCUUCUGAAGGUUGGAUUGGAGCAAAUGUCAAUCCAAGUUUGCCUCCUGAGUCGGCUACUUAUGUUGUGCAUCCUAAUAUAGGAUAUUUUGAAUUCCUCCCUCUCAGGUAGAAUGUUGAGGGAUCGGGUACUCUGCCUAGAGGCCAAGCCAGUGGGUUUGACUGAAGUCAAGGUUGGCGAAGAAUAUGAAAUAACUGUCACCAAUUUUGCAGGUAAAAAAGUUGUUGACAAGGAAAGUUAUGGCCUAUGAGUCUGGGAUAUAUUCGUAGUGAAGUAUUUUUUCAACAUGGUUGGCAAAAUUAUGUCAAAGAUAAUUGUGUGGAGUGUGGGGAUUUUUUAGUUUUUAACUAUGAUGUCGAUCAUAAAUUCGACAUUAUGAUUUUUGGGAGAUAUGUGUGUGAGAAGAUAAAAUCUAGUGAUUUUGUGGGCAUGGACAAAGAGGUGAAGAUGGAGGAUGAUGACAUUGUUGGUGUUGAUGUUUCUGAUGAUCAGAGCAACAGUGAAUCUAACAAAGAAGAUAGUGAUGACAGUGAAUAUAAUGCAGGAGAAGAGGAGGAGGAGGAUACAGCAUCAGAAGAAGAAGCAGCAGCAACAACGAUCUUGAUGACGAGACAAGAAAAAAUGUGGAAACAAUGAUCUAAGAAAAGGGCUGCGAAAAAGGAUGGAGUGUGCGAAGGAGCUAAUGAUGUCUUGGCUAGUGUGGAUGUAACAUUGCCAACAAUUAGUCCUAUAAUGAGCAGUGCAUCCAUGCCUGCAACAUUUUAUAUGAAAUUAGGGAUAAUAUAUAAAUUGUGAUACUAAAGAUUUGGUAAAUGUUACCUUUUUUUUGUCUGGCUUGAUAAUAUUACUGGACGCAUAUGACCUCUGAUUUCAAUAAUGUUUUC
Molecule: messenger RNA, 1257 nt
Organism: Pistacia vera
Lineage: Eukaryota; Viridiplantae; Streptophyta; Magnoliopsida; Sapindales; Anacardiaceae
Product: B3 domain-containing protein At5g60130-like
Exons: 2
Coding region: 620-1009 (129 amino acids)
Molecular function (GO): DNA binding
Source: RefSeq, a predicted model, not a curated record